Fragaria vesca subsp. vesca is the source of this 1116-nucleotide messenger RNA. RefSeq names its product F-box protein CPR30-like. Lineage: Eukaryota; Viridiplantae; Streptophyta; Magnoliopsida; Rosales; Rosaceae. Bases 1 to 1116 code for a protein of 371 amino acids. The transcript has a single exon. The record is from RefSeq and is a predicted model, not a curated record.
AUGGCGGACGCGACCCUACCCGAAGAUGUCAUGGUGCUUAUCCUCCGCUUGCUUCCCGUGAAAUCCUUAAUCCGAUUCACCUGCGUUUCCAAACGCUUCCAUUCCAUCAUUCUCUCCGACCCCAAAUUUGCCAAAUCCCAAUUUGAAACAGCUCGUGACCGCAAAACCCUCGAUCGCAGACUCCUCUACAACACAACCAUCCAUCCACUCAAUCGCCGAGUCCGCGACUCCACAAUUUCCACUCGCCUCGAAUCCCUGCUUUUGGAGACGACGUCGUUUGGAUACAGUUCCUCCGUUAGAAGGCUAAAGUAUCCUUUCCGGCCACCGGCCGGUAAUGACCUGCUACUGGGCUCCUCUAACGGUAUUGUUUUUCUCGCAUUUGAUAAGAAAGUAUUCUAUGCCUGGAACCCAUCCACUGGAUUCUAUAACGAAUUACCUGACCCAGGUGAUUUAUGUGAUCAACAAUAUUGUUUCCGUUCUGGUGUUGGCUAUUUGUCGGCCACCAACGAAUACAAAGUUUUUAUAGCCUCCGAUCAGACUCGGUACGGCAUUUUCUCGUCGAGAGCUCAAACAUGGAAACGACUUGAGGCGAUUCCGGAAUCAUGUCUUUAUUCUCCUCGGGGGACCCUUUUGAAUGAGGCACUUCAUUGGAUUGAUCACGACAACGGCCUCAUGGUUUUUGAUUUGGCACAGGAGAAGUUCAGAAAAAUGGCACUGCCUAAAUUCGAUGAACGCGGUUUAAAUCAGUGGGGAAAUUUAGGGGUUUCUGCUGAUGGUUGCCUGUCUUUUGCUUAUUCUACGAAAGCUGAUCGUGACUGUUUGUGUGUAUGGGUCAUGAAGGAAUAUGGUGUGCUUGACUCAUGGACUAAGCUCUUUAACUUGUUUUCAAAUCCGCCAGAGGGGCUUUGGGGUUACGGAAGUGUAUUGGUUUUGGAAACUAGUAUUGUUGCCCACAUAUACACUAUAACGAAGGUUGACGAUUGUAAUUAUGCCGACGUGAAAGGGUGGAUAAAGAUUCUUCACAAAGAAGAGGACAAGUGUGGCAUGUAUAUGGUUGAGGGCUUUGAUCUUAAGAUGAUUCAAUAUCAAGAGACUUUGCUUCGGUUAGAUGAUUAG